Molecule: messenger RNA, 1164 nt
Organism: Vanderwaltozyma polyspora DSM 70294
Lineage: Eukaryota; Fungi; Ascomycota; Saccharomycetes; Saccharomycetales; Saccharomycetaceae
Gene: DYS1
Product: deoxyhypusine synthase
Exons: 1
Coding region: 1-1164 (387 amino acids)
Biological process (GO): peptidyl-hypusine biosynthetic process
Cellular component (GO): cytoplasm
Molecular function (GO): deoxyhypusine synthase activity
Source: RefSeq, a predicted model, not a curated record
AUGUCAAAUCUAAACGAUAAAUUGCCAGAUAUUUUGAAUGAAGCUGUUUUAAAGGAAUCUGUUCCAAUUCCUGAUGACUUCGUUGAAGUCCAUGGUAUUGACUAUUCUAAGCCAGAAGCUACCGAUAUGAGAGCAACCGAUCUUAUCGAUUCUAUGAAAAAAAUGGGUUUCCAAGCAAGUUCCUUAGGUCAAGCUUGUGAUAUCAUUGAUAAUAUGAGAUCUUGGAGAGGUAAGCACAUUUCUGAAGUUGAAGAUCAUAAGAAAAAGGGUAGUUUUGAUGACGAAGGUUACCAAAAAACUACCAUCUUUAUGGGUUACACUUCCAAUUUGAUUAGUUCCGGUUUGCGUGAAACUUUGCGUUUCUUAGUUCAACAUAAGAUGGUUGAUGCUUUGGUUGCUACUGCUGGUGGUAUUGAAGAAGAUAUCAUUAAAUGUUUGGCUCCAACCUACUUGGGUGAAUUUUCUUUGCAAGGUUCUUCUUUACGUGAACAAGGUUUGAACCGUAUUGGUAAUUUAUUAGUUCCAAAUGACAAUUAUUGUAAAUUUGAAGAAUGGAUUGUUCCAAUUUUCGAUAAGAUGUUGGAGGAACAAGAUGCUUAUGUUUCCAAGCAUGGUAUUGACUGUUUGGAAGCUAAUCCAGAUGUUGACUCCCCAAUCUGGACUCCAUCUAAAUUGAUUGAUCGUCUAGGUAAAGAAAUUAACGAUGAAAGCUCUGUUAUUUACUGGGCUCACAAGAAUAAGAUCCCAAUCUUCUGUCCAGCUAUCACUGACGGUUCCAUUGGUGACAUGUUAUUCUUCCACACCUUUAAGGCCUCUCCAAAACAAUUAAGAUUAGAUAUCGUUGCCGAUAUCCGUAAGGUUAACUCUAUGUCUAUGGAUGCUUACAGAGCUGGUAUGAUCAUUUUAGGUGGUGGUUUGAUUAAGCAUCAUAUUGCCAAUGCUUGUUUGAUGAGAAACGGUGCUGAUUACGCCGUUUACAUUAAUACCGGUCAAGAAUUUGAUGGUUCUGAUGCAGGUGCCAGACCAGAUGAAGCUGUUUCUUGGGGUAAGAUCAAAGCCGAAGCCAAGUCUGUUAAGGUUUAUGCCGAUGUCACUGUUGUCUUCCCAUUGAUUGUUGCCGCCACUUUUGCCAGUGGUAAGAAAUUGAUUAAGAAAUCAGAUUGA